AUGGCUACUUUUGUUGGUCAUUGGGAUGUGGCUACAUUACUAUUGAAGCAUGGAGCGACACCAGCCACAGACCCGCCAAAACACAAUCGCUUUGGCCAUGGUUCCGUACUCCAUGCAGCGGUAAUAGGUAACCAUCUUGUACUUGUUGACCUGCUGCUCAAACGUAGUGCGGAUGGGGGUCAUAGGAAUGGGGAGGGAAAGACGGCAUUCGACAUUGCCGAGCCAAAGGGAUGUGAUUUCCAAACACUCAAGUUGCUAAGAGAAGAACUAACAUUUAAUAAUAGAUGGUAUCCUAUUAUCGGAAGGUAG
Paracoccidioides lutzii Pb01 is the source of this 309-nucleotide messenger RNA. RefSeq lists its product as hypothetical. The record is from RefSeq and is a predicted model, not a curated record. The coding region runs from base 1 to 309 and encodes 102 amino acids. Gene Ontology annotation, molecular function: protein binding. The transcript has a single exon.